AUGUAUGGCUUUUUAAGUUACUUAUUUUGGCUAGUGGUAGCCCUCUCCUUUAUAUGUUCAAAAUGUUUGAAUGAGAAACUAACAAGGAAAAGAAGAGUUGUAGGGGGAGCACCAUUGGUACCUGGCGAGUGGCCAUGGCUUGUAUCACUCCAUUUCAGACCAACACAUCCUUUCACUAAUCGUACAAAGAUGAGGCAUCUAUGCACUGGUGCCCUCAUUGAUCCACAAUGGGUUUUAACAGCUGGACACUGUAUGGAUGGUAAUGAGUUUAAAGGAUUAAAUAAGAAGAGUAAUUGGGUGAUAGUAUUAGGAGAAUAUAACCAAUAUCGACGAGAAUCGUGGGAACAAAGAAAUAGAAUAAAAAAAUAUUUCAAACAUCCACAAUAUUCAGCUCGUCCCCUGUUACGUGAUUUGACACUAAUAAAAUUAAAGAGAAGAGCUACUAUCAACGAGAAAGUCAAAGCAAUCAAUAUAGAUAGUACUGGUGAAUGUACAGUUAAAGGAACGCCAGUAUCUGUUGCCGGUUGGGGUCAAAUAUCUUACAGUCCAUUUGGGUAUGGUAAUUUCCUCCCAUUAAAAACGAGUUUAUCAAUAUCCAAUAAGACACAAUGUGUUGAGAAUUAUUCUAUAGUACCAGAUAAUGAUCCCGAUAAAGCCUUUUAUGAUCCUGAAGAUGAAGGUGUACUUUGUGCUGGUGCUUCUGGUGGUAAAGAUGCCUGUUUGGGUGACUCUGGGGGACCACUCGCCUGUGAACGUGGCGAUGAAUGGAAACUAACGGGUGUUGUAUCAACGGGUUAUGAUUGUGGUAAUGCAACUUUUCCUGGUUUGUACACAAGAGUUGAUUUGUACUCUCAAUGGAUACGAGAUACUAUUGCAAACAAUUAAAAACUGUAAUAUUGCUCAAAUAAAUACCUCACUUUUCGUUUACAUAUUUA
Molecule: messenger RNA, 935 nt
Organism: Lottia gigantea (owl limpet)
Lineage: Eukaryota; Metazoa; Mollusca; Gastropoda; Lottiidae
Exons: 6
Coding region: 1-885 (294 amino acids)
Biological process (GO): proteolysis
Molecular function (GO): serine-type endopeptidase activity
Source: RefSeq, a predicted model, not a curated record